AAAAUCCCUCAAGCACAGUUGUGUUACUCUGAGGUAAAAACCAUGAAUGGGAUUUUCUUUCCCGUUCACCAUUAUUUAAUUAGUUGUGGGUAACCUGGAUAGAUAACAGCUUUCUUUCUGAGGCAGACCUGAAUGGUCGCGAUAGUAUAUUUUGAGAGUAAUUCCAAAUCGAGUUAAACUAUGGCUGAAGUGAACGGCUUAAGCCGUUCACAUACAGCUCCGAAUGGGUCCAGUCGCCAUGAGAAGAGUUUGGGUCUCCUCACAAUUAAAUUUGUGACCCUGCUUCAGGAGUCUGAGAACGGAGUCCUCGAUUUAAAAGUGGCUGCAGACACUUUGGCUGUCAGACAGAAAAGAAGGAUCUAUGACAUCACAAAUGUCCUUGAAGGGAUAGGUCUCAUUGAGAAAAAGACAAAAAAUACCAUCCAAUGGAAGGGUGAGAGUUCAGGUUGCCAACCUCAGGAGAUCUUGGAGCAAGUGGAACUUCUGAAGGCUCAGAUAUCUGAGCUGGAGAGGCAGGAGAAGGAACUGGAUAUUCAAAAAGAAUUUCUUCAGCAGAGCAACAAACAUCUGAAGGAAGACCCCAACAGCAUCAGAUACAGUUAUGUGACACAUGAGGAUAUAUGUAAUGUGUUCAGUGGAGACACCCUUCUGGCAGUAAUGGCACCUGCAGGGACUCAGCUAGAGGUUCCAGUGCCCGAGAUGGCUCAGAAUGGUCAGAAGAGAUACCAGGUAAAUCUGCGGAGUCAGUCAUCUCCCAUCCAGGUGAUGCUGAUCAACAGGGAGACUGGUAGCUCCAAGCCCGUGGUGUUCUCUGUCCCACCCCCGGAUGACAUCUACACUAUGCCCACUCCCCCGAGCACACCAGCCAGCCAACAGCGCUUUCCCAUCCCAUCUGACCCCUGCAGUAUGGGGCACACCCAGCUUAAGAGCCCGGCAUCAGAGCACCAGCUCACACCCUCCUCUACUCCUCCUGAUAUUCACAUGGAGUGCCAGCCCGAGUCCCCCGUCAGCCAGUGCCUGCUGAUACAGGAACCCCUGGUUGGCACUGAGGCGGUGGUGCAGUCACACGGGGAGCUGGACAGGCAAGAUGUGCAGUCUAUACUGGAUGUGGGCAGUCUGCUGAGGCUCAACACUGUGGACCAAAUGAAGGAGGAGAAAGAGGGGGUUGCUGACCUCAUUGAUGAGCUCAUGUCAUCAGAUGUGUUUCCCUUGCUGCGACUCUCCCCCAAUCCAGGUGUGGAUUACAACUUCAACCUAGACGACAAUGAAGGAGUAUGUGACCUGUUUGAUGUACAGAUUCUUAAUUAUUAAGGAAACCUUAAUGCUACACUGAGUUUUGGCAUGGCUUGCUCUGAAGAGAAGUUGUCGUCUUUUCCAUGGCAACGAUCCAGAGUGCUGCCAUUAGGAAAUGCCCACAUUCUGAAACAAUUGCUCGGUGCCCUCCACACCCUUCAGUUUGCUCUUAAUUCAGAAAAAGAUUUGACUCCUUCCUCCCUGUAAUGCCAUUUACAGCAAUUCCCUUUAGGACCUUUAUGGUUGAAAAAUACUGAACAUUACAGACCAUCAGCAACUCAUUGCUUAAUGUCUAGUGGUCAUUGAUGAGUAGCAUAAUGCUUUUGUAAAGGUUUAAUGUACAGACAUGCUGUAUACCUACUGGACUGUGUGUGGUGUCCUUUCAGCAUGUCUGGAGAUAUGGGCUUCUCCCGCUGCCCAAACAGACUAGAUGUGCAGCCAUUUGUACUUAUUCCAUAUUCUGUUUUUCAUUUAUGUUUGUAUGAAUACUUAUGGUGCUGCCUUAUUUCAAUCUUUUGGAAAAAAUUAUUUAAAGUAUUUUCUUUGUAAAAUUAAUUUGGUUAGUUAGACGUGUACUUAAUUUAAAUAAUUUCCAGAUUUCGUAAAUGAAUGUUCUGUUCAGCUGCCUUAAUCUAUAGGUCUGUGUAACUGGCCAAAAACUUGUGCCUAUCAUAGCACUUUUUUUGAAUGUCUGCUUUCUUCCCCUGUCUUUUUUGUCUAAUCAUUGCAUUUUUUGGGGGUGCGGUUUCUUUUUGCACAUUUUUUUUAAAUCAGAAGUUUUAUAUAAAACACUAAUACAUAUGUGAAUAUUGUGAAUUUUUGGAUUUGUUGAAGGCAGAAUACACAUGAGCCACUUUGAUUUGGGUAUUAACAUGUUUGUGUUUUUAAUUUGUGUUUGUGCUGCGUGGCUGACGGGUAAUACUGAAAGCUUACAGCGAUCCACUAACAUAUGAACUGAAUGCUUAAAUCAUCAUCAAAUUUAAACUGCUUUAUCCAGUAUUCUGUGCUUUACAGUGGUGACAAACUCACAUGGUCGUAAUGUUGGUCAUGCUUUAGAGCAACACCACUAAGCACAGAUGUGCCAAUAUUUUGAAGGCAGAAUUUUACAGUAAUUUAAAUGUGAUUUUAAUCUUUUUUUUCUUCUUUAGCUUGUAUACUGAAGAAUAUAAAUAUAUAGACACAGUUGAGGUCAACUUCACCUUUUCUUAUGUGGAGUUAGUUCCAGGCUAAGCCUCAGUCUCGUCUGGUCAGCCUGUUCAAACCUAUAUAUGAAAUACUUCUGCUUUAUAAAUUCUACUGGUAU
Electrophorus electricus (electric eel) is the source of this 2596-nucleotide messenger RNA. Lineage: Eukaryota; Metazoa; Chordata; Actinopteri; Gymnotiformes; Gymnotidae. The record is from RefSeq and is a predicted model, not a curated record.